GUUAUAACUGAUUUUAAACAAGCAUCAAUAAAUGCAUUACGCCAUGUGUUUCCUAAUAUCCGCAAUAAAGGAUGUUUUUUUCACUUGGGACAAUCAGGUUGGCGAAAAAUACAAUCAUGUGGACUUGCUACUAGAUAUGGUAAUGAUGAGCAUUUUAGUUUAAUGCUGCGUCAUUUGUUUGCUUUAGCAUUUUUACCAUCUAACGAAAUUCCAGAAGCAUUUAUUAAUACAUUAAAGCUUGAAAUGCCUCCAGAAGCAGAUGAAGUUGUUAAGUGGUUUGAAGAAAAUUAUGUGUAUGGAAAGAUACGUCGCCAUCUUAGAAAUGGCAAUACUAUUCGUGGAGCUCCUUUAUUCCCUCCAGAGUUGUGGUCAGUACAUGAUUCAAUUGAAACAGGAAUUCCACGAACACAAAAUAUAGUAGAAGCCUGGCAUAGGCGUUGGAAUAUUUUAGUUGGUAAAGCCAUGUUGGUGUUUAUACGAUAA
This is a messenger RNA of Rhizophagus irregularis DAOM 181602=DAOM 197198, 483 nucleotides long. The record is from RefSeq and is a predicted model, not a curated record. NCBI's taxonomy places the organism in Eukaryota, Fungi, Glomeromycota, Glomeromycetes, Glomerales, Glomeraceae.